AUGCCUUCGGAACAAGGACACCGCCUCUACGUCAAGGGUCGCCACCUGAGCUACCAGCGUUCCAAGCACGCUCUCAACCCCAACACGAGCUUGGUCAAGAUCGAGGGUGUUGAUGACACCAAGUCCGCCAACUUCUACCUUGGCAAGAAGGUCGCUUUCGUCUACCGGGCCAAGCGUGAGGUCCGCGGCUCCAACAUUCGGGUGAUCUGGGGCAAGGUCACCCGCCCGCACGGCAACUCCGGUGUUGUCCGCGCUAAGUUCCGCAACAACCUCCCCCCCAAGUCCUUCGGCGCUACCGUCCGCGUUAUGCUCUACCCCUCCAACAUCUAA
Penicillium antarcticum is the source of this 330-nucleotide messenger RNA. RefSeq names its product 60S ribosomal protein eL33. Gene Ontology annotation, molecular function: structural constituent of ribosome. The transcript has 5 exons. The record is from RefSeq and is a predicted model, not a curated record. Gene Ontology annotation, biological process: cytoplasmic translation; ribosomal large subunit biogenesis. Bases 1 to 330 code for a protein of 109 amino acids. Gene Ontology annotation, cellular component: ribosome; cytosolic large ribosomal subunit. NCBI's taxonomy places the organism in Eukaryota, Fungi, Ascomycota, Eurotiomycetes, Eurotiales, Aspergillaceae.